Hyalella azteca is the source of this 1678-nucleotide messenger RNA. Its product is annotated as integrator complex subunit 7. Gene Ontology annotation, biological process: snRNA 3'-end processing. Gene Ontology annotation, cellular component: integrator complex. Lineage: Eukaryota; Metazoa; Arthropoda; Malacostraca; Amphipoda; Hyalellidae. The annotation marks the transcript as partial. The record is from RefSeq and is a predicted model, not a curated record. The transcript has 11 exons.
AGGAUUUUCCUACUAGGGAUCUGUGCAAACCCUCUUUUUCUGAGGUGCAAAGGCAUGCAUAGUGGAAGUUUGAAAUCAACAUAAGAGCAUUAUUUCUAGUAAAAAUUUCAGGUUCUGAAAUUGGGAAAUGGCUGCUACUUUGAUGCGAUCCAUAUCAUUUCCUGAUGCUGGUUUUGGCGAGAAUGACCAAGAUCCAAAUUCAGCACUUCAAGAGUUAGAUCGAGGCUUGAAAUCCAGCAAUGUUGGUGAGCAGUGUGAGGCCAUCUCCAGGUUUCCUUGCCUGUUUGAGAAAUAUCCCUUCCCUAUUCUCAUCAAUUCUGCUAUGCUGAAGCUGGCUGAGGUCUUCCGUCAAGAAACGGCAGGGAGCAAUUUUGUGCGUGUCUGUGUAUGUGAGGUUCUCGAGACCAGCAGUCGCCAUCUCGAUAAACUCAUCAAUGUGGAUGAAUUUUUGAGACGUAUUACCACCGUGAUGCACUCCAAUGAUCCAUUAGCACGAGCCCUGACAUUGCAAGCCUUGGGGUUGCUGUGUGGGGUUGUUGGGGAGGCCAAGCAGGUUCAGCAUCUUGUGAGGGAUGCUCUCGACGCCUCACACUCCCUCGAACUGCAAGCUGCCAUUGCUGCUGCAGAAAAAUAUGCUGCUGUAUCUAAAACGUUUGCAGUGAGCAUGUGUGAGCGCCUGACUCAGAUGCUGAGUGCGCUCUCAACUCCUGUUGAGGUGAAGCUCCAGCUCAUCAAAGUCUUCCAGCACAUGCAUCAUGACGCAGAAACUGCUGCUACUGUGCGAGGAGUGUGCCUACAGCUGUUGGAGCGCUACCCCACCCAGCGCGUGGUGAUCACAACGCUGCAUGCCCUCACUCAGCUCGCUGCCCACUGCCUGGUGCACAUCCCACUCCAGGUUGACCUGGUGUUGCUGUGGGUAUCAAAGGAGAGCCGGGCUGGUGUGCGCAGUGCAGCACUACGGGAGCUUCGUUACCUGGCCUCAGCUGCGCCUCACGCCUGGUCCUCGGGUAACGUGGCCUCGCUGGUCGCCUUCACCCGAGCUGCUCGCACUGAUGCUGCCAAAGAGCCUGACGCUGCCCUAGCAGCAGGAGUAGCAGGUCUUAACUUGAGGGGGCCUGACGAGGCUGGUGAUGGCAGGGACUCAGAGCACGACCUCACCACGGCCGCUGCCCUCAACGUCCUCGUGACACUCACCUCUGCUCCAGCGCUGCCGCAUCUCAAUCUCAGUGCUGAUUGUGAACUUGUGAAACUCAGCCGUGAAUUUGUCUAUGAUGCCAACGUCACCAUUGCCAGCAUUGCCUUGCAGCUCUUCACCAACAUCGCCCUGUACAUGAACGAAGAACGAUGCGACGCCAAGCCCGGGGGCAGCAGGGCGGGUGGGGCGGACGCUGCUCACAGCGUUGCAGUUUGUGGUGACGCUCUGGACGCGGGCGUGGCGCUCCUGCACACCCUGGCCCACCAGACACACGCUGCACCCACCUCGCCUACUGCCCACCUCUGCUUCAAAGUGCCCUUAGUGAGUGCCUUCUGUGAGGCAGAGCUGUGCAGCCUCGCGGUGUGUGAGGCGCUGGCGUCGCUGGGAGGCAGCAAGCGCGGGGUGCUGACACCCCACAUCCCUGCCCUCCUGUCAUACCUGCAGACCUGCACCCCUGCCUCCCCUGCCUCUACACGCCUCACU